Messenger RNA from Periconia digitata, 1374 nucleotides. The record is from the annotation of a GenBank genome assembly. Lineage: Eukaryota; Fungi; Ascomycota; Dothideomycetes; Pleosporales; Periconiaceae.
UCAGUAACAGAGUUCUAAUGACUGUUCCAAGGAAUUCACUGGGCGCUUUUUUGACGCACGCUCGAGGUGCUCUACGCACUGCUAUAGAGUCGAAACAGAAAGUUACCUUUGUCAUCGGGAAUGAAUCUGCCGGUGAGCGGUUAACAAUGUCGGCUUCCCUAGGGCUAGAUCUGACAAAUAGUAGAUCUUGAUUCGAUGACAAGCUCAGUACUUUUUGCGUAUAUUCGGUCGAUGGCUUCACCACGCAAUGCAUUCACUCCGCUGUAUAUACCAAUCACCAAUAUUCCCUCUUCGGGGAUACAGCUGCGUCCGGAGUUCAUAGAAUUGUUCAAGUACGCGAAUAUUGAAUCCCGCCAUCUUAUCACACUGGACGAUCUGCCCGAUCUAUCGACUAUUGAAUCGCAGCUGCCACCGGAGAACACGAAAUGGAUACUAGUGGAUCACAAUGCCCUGCAAGGCCAGCUGGGGAAAAUCUAUUCUAAGCGCGUCUCUGGAGUAGUUGACCAUCAUGAUGAUGAACGCAAGGUGCCUGACAACACAGGUGACGAGCCUAGGAUCAUCGAGAAGAGUGGAAGCUGCACCAGUCUUGUUGCCAAUUAUUGUCGACAGGCAUGGGAUCUUCUCUCAGACUCUGCCACCUCAUCUGGCGCCGCUCACGCGCAGGGGGAUAGCUUGUCAGACGAUGACGCUGUCGUCAAAUCUUGGGAUGCGCAAGUAGCCCACUUAGGGCUGGCCAGCAUUUUGAUUGAUACGACCAAUCUCCAAUCCGAAGACAAAACCACAGAGCACGACAGGAAGGCUGCUGAGUACCUUGAAGCCAAGAUCAAGUUGUGCACAAAGUUUUCAGCAAACUUUGAUCGAGAUAAGUUUUACGAAGCCAUUGAUUCGGCAAAGAAGGACAUUGCAGGCCUGGAGCUGCAAGAUAUAUUGAGAAAAGACUAUAAACAAUGGGACGAAAAAAGUCGGAAACUUGGCGUCAGUUCAGUGGUCAAGCCGAUUGAGUUCUUGCAGCAAAAAGCCAAAGACGAAGCUCAGUCCGACUUUUCCACCGAUGAUGCCUUCUUGGAUGCACUGAAGCGGUUUUGUGAAGAGCGAGAGCUCGACCUGUACGCAUUGAUGACCACGUCUACAUCGCCCGAAGGCGAGUUCCGGAGAGAGCUCCUCGUCUGGGCAUUCAACGAUGCAGGCAUAACCUCAGCCAAACAGUUUGCUUCGGAUUCGCACGACGAGCUAGGGCUCGGAGAGUGGCGUGGUGCGGGAGGAGAGGGUUACGACAGUGGAGGUGACGGGUAUUGGCGGCGUGUCUGGUGGCAGAAGAAUGUGCAGCAUAGUAGAAAACGAGUUGCACCUCUGCUCAGAGAAGCUAUGCGUUAG